Trichomycterus rosablanca is the source of this 2138-nucleotide messenger RNA. RefSeq names its product POU class 6 homeobox 1 (gene pou6f1). Gene Ontology annotation, biological process: regulation of transcription by RNA polymerase II. Gene Ontology annotation, molecular function: DNA-binding transcription factor activity, RNA polymerase II-specific; RNA polymerase II cis-regulatory region sequence-specific DNA binding. Lineage: Eukaryota; Metazoa; Chordata; Actinopteri; Siluriformes; Trichomycteridae. The record is from RefSeq and is a predicted model, not a curated record. The coding region runs from base 30 to 1811 and encodes 593 amino acids. The transcript is spliced from 10 exons.
UCAUGUCAAACCCGAUUUAUGGUUAAACGAUGGAUUCAGAGGACCAUCCUGCAAAUGAUGCAUCACUCACUAUUAAUGAGCAGGUGAUUGUCAUGUCAGGUCAGGAGACCAUUAGAGUUUUGGAGGUAGAAGUGGACUCACCUUUCUCUGGGGCUUGUGUAAAGGCUGAAGCAGGGGCAGAGGAAGGAAAAGGGCAAAUUCUCGAGCCAACUAAAGUCAGCAGUCAGAACAGUCCAGCAGCAACCAGUACCAUGUCUACAGUUUCAACCCAGGCUGUAUCCUCUUCUGCCCAGACUGUUACAGCCCCCAUCAAUGUCUCCUUGGCCCAGCCACAGACCAGAAUGCCUAUUACUAUUCAGACUUCUCCACAGGUUUUAACCCAGGAUGGCCUGGCCACUCUGAUGACUGGUAUGAUGGCCCAGCCGAGCCCUUUGAGUCAGCCCCUGCUUAUUCCACUUAGUAUGGCUGGCUCUGUGACUGGACAGGGUGGACUAGCCAUUCUGACCUUACCGGCAGCUACAAUAGCCACUCUAACUGGACUUGACACUGGUGGUGCAGCUGGAGGACUCAUCAACCUGCCUUUUGCUGGACUUCAGGCUGCCGCUGUUCUAAACUCAGUUCAGCCUGGGCUUCCGUCAUCUGCACAGAUGCUCCUGCAGCCACAGGCAGCUGCACUGCAGUCGUUUCAGCAGACACAGGCUGCUCCAGCCAGCAAUGCCACAGCAGUUCCAGCCUUGGACAAGGUCACCGAGUCCAUUCCAUCAGUUGCCACACUCCAGACUGCAAACCUCACCAUCAACCCUGCAAUUAUCAGUGCUGCUUCUUUGGCUGCUCAGCCACAGUUCAUUAGCUCACUUACUACAACUCCCAUUAUCACCAGCGCCAAUGUUGCAGGACUCACCAGCCAGAUCAUCACAAAUACACAGGGUCAGGUGAUUGGCACUCUGCCUUUGCUGGUGAACCCUGCAUCUUUGGCUGGAGCAUCCUUAACACCUUCCUUGUCUGCUCAGGGUUUUCAGGUGCACACUGUGGCUCCUCAGCUGCUGCUAAAUCCCCAGGGCCAGGUCAUAGCCACCAUUGGGAAUAACCCUAGUGCUGUUGCUGCAACCACCAACUCCACAGUCCUGCCGAAAAAUACUCUCUUACACAGCAUGAACAACACUCAGGCUCCUGUUGUAUCCAUAGCACAGUCUCCAGUUAUGAUUGCCCCACAGCCAUCCCAUGGAAAAUCAGCCCCCUCAGUUGCCUCAUCUAUUCCUGUUGCCUGUGGAGAGAUGCCCACUGUGGGUCAGCUCAAGCCUCUGUCUGGGGUGACUGAAGAAGAAGGCAUUAACCUGGAAGAAAUACGCGAGUUUGCCAAGAACUUCAAGAUCCGCCGGCUCUCAUUGGGACUAACCCAAACACAAGUGGGUCAGGCUCUUACAGCCACGGAAGGACCAGCCUACAGCCAGUCUGCUAUCUGCAGGUUUGAGAAGCUUGAUAUCACACCUAAGAGUGCCCAAAAGCUAAAACCUGUCCUGGAGCGAUGGCUUGCUGAGGCUGAGCUAUGGAAUCAGAAGGGACAGCAGAAUUUAAUGGAAUUUGUAGGAGGAGAGCCUUCCAAAAAACGAAAACGGCGUACCAGCUUCACACCACAGGCCAUUGAGGUUCUGAACAGCUAUUUUGAGAAAAAUGCUCUUCCAACUGGCCAAGAAAUUACAGAAAUUGCCAAGCAACUAAAUUAUGACAGGGAAGUGGUGCGGGUUUGGUUCUGCAACCGCCGACAGACGCUGAAGAAUACCAGUAAGAUCAAUGUCUUUCAAGUACAGUAGAAAGACAGUAAGGUGUAAAAUCCGAAAAUGGAAAAAAAUAGAAAACUAUGGAAGUAAUUUUAUACUAUAAUGUGAAUCAGUAAAGAUUUUUCUGAAGUUGCAGGAGUUUAACUUGCUCACGUUUUAUGUACUUUGGUUAAAAGGAAAAUAAUUGGCACUGCAGGAGUAGUUUGUGAUACAAUAGUAUUAAAUAUCGAUCUUUAAUGUGUAUUUUUUUUAACUACUCAGCAUGUGGGACUUGUUGGGCACCUAAAAAACUAUUGAACUGCCCUUCUGCUUAACUAUAUUGUGAAUCUAAUUUUUUAAAAGGUUGGAUCAUUUUGAUGU